Messenger RNA from Manduca sexta (tobacco hornworm), 4146 nucleotides. RefSeq names its product inositol 1,4,5-trisphosphate receptor-like. Gene Ontology annotation, molecular function: inositol 1,4,5-trisphosphate-gated calcium channel activity; inositol 1,4,5 trisphosphate binding. Gene Ontology annotation, cellular component: endoplasmic reticulum; membrane. The record is from RefSeq and is a predicted model, not a curated record. Lineage: Eukaryota; Metazoa; Arthropoda; Insecta; Lepidoptera; Sphingidae. Gene Ontology annotation, biological process: calcium ion transmembrane transport.
AUGUAUUAUAUUAAUCAAUGUGUUUUGUUUCCAGAUUGCCUGUUUAGGAUAUGUCCUAUGAACCGUUACUCCGCCCAGAAGCAGUUCUGGAAUACAGCGAAACAGUCGGCAAACUCUAACACAGAUACCGGCCUGUUGAAGAGGUUACAUCAUGCCGCUGAGAUAGAGAAGAAGCAGAAUGAGUUGGAAAACAAAAAGCUAUUGGGCACGGUCGUGCAGUACGGCAGCGUGGUACAACUGCUGCACGUCAAGUCCAACAAAUACCUUACUGUCAACAAAAGGUUGCCCGCAUUGCUCGAGAAGAACGCGAUGCGGGUGCAUCUGGACGCGAACGGGAACGAGGGCUCCUGGUUUUAUGUUAUGCCUUUCUAUAAACUCCGGUCGACUGGCGACAACGUGGUGGUUGGCGACAAGGUGAUAAUGAACCCUGUCAAUGCCGGCCAGCAAGUUUUACACGUUUCCUCCAACCACGAACUGCCCGACAACGCUGGAUGUAUGGAGGUAAAUGUGGUAAACUCAUCAACGUCAUGGAAGGUGACGCUAUUCCUGGAGCACAAGGAGAAUCAAGAGGAGAUCCUGAAGGGCGGCGACGUAGUGCGUCUCUUCCACGCGGAGCAGGAGAAGUUCCUCACCAUGGACGAGUACCAGAAGCGGCAGCACGUGUUCCUGAGGACCACGGGCAGGUCCAGCGCCACAGCCGCAACCAGUAGUAAAGCGCUGUGGGAGAUUGAGGUAGUACAACACGACCCGUGUCGUGGUGGAGCUGGCCACUGGAACUCGAUCUUUAGGUUCAAACAUCUCGCCACGGGACACUACUUGGCCGCCGAGGCGUGUACCAGGCCCCCUGACGCGCAGGUGGAGCCGGGCGAGCCCGCGUACCAGCUGGUGUCGGUGCCGCACUCGUCGGAGAUCGCCACGCUGUUCGAGCUCGACCCCACCACCAUGACGCACUCCGACGCGCCCGUGCCGCAGAGCAGCUACGUCAGGUUACAGCAUCUAUGCACGCAUACAUGGGUGCACUCGACCUCCAUACCCAUAGACAAGGAAGAGGAGAAACCCGUCAUGUCUAAAGUGGGAUGUUCCUUAGUCAAAGAGGAUAAAGAAGCGUUUGCACUCAUAUCGGUGUCGCCGAGCGAAGUGCGAGAUCUGGACUUCGCGAACGACGCGUGUAAGGUGCUGUCUGCUUUAUCCACCAAGCUGCAGCACGGGAACAUCGAGAUCAACGAGAGGAAGGCCCUAACCUGCCUCCUUCAAGACAUAGUAUACUUCAUAGCGGGUUUCGAGAAUGAACCCAACAAGUCGGAAGCCUUAGAUCUGGUGGUGGAGAACCCUCACAGGGACCGACAGAAGCUGUUGCGGGAGCAGUACAUACUGCGACAGCUGUUCAAAAUAUUACAAGGGCCAUUCCAAGAGACAGAGGACGGCGAGGCGUUCCUCAAGAUUGAAGAGUUGUACGACUCCCGCUACGCGCCCUACAAGUACAUCUUCAGACUGUGCUACAGGAUACUCCGGCUCAGUCAACAGGACUACAGAAAAAAUCAAGAAUACAUAGCGAAACACUUCGGUUUCAUGCAAAAACAAAUCGGCUAUGACAUACUGGCGGAGGACACCAUCACGGCGCUGUUGCACAACAACAGGAAACUGCUCGAGAAGCACAUCACCGCCUCAGAGAUCGAGACGUUUGUCGGUCUAGUGCGCAAGAACAUGAAGACGUGGCAGUCCCGUUUCCUGGACUACUUGAGCGACCUGUGCAUCUCGAACAAGAAGGCCAUCGCAGUGACGCAGGAGCUCAUCUGCAAGAGCGUGCUCUGCGCCAACAACUCCGACAUACUCAUCGAGACUAGAUUAGUAUCAGUAAAAUACGGAAGAAAAGGCAAGGCGUCGGCUGCCGAAGACGCCAACAAACAUUCCAUCGAACAGAAAGUCAUGUUACUGUGGAACAAUAAGAAGAAUAAAUGUUACCUCUCCGACCUGGCGGCGGAAGCUCGCAUGGACCCGAGCAGCGAGGCGGCCGCCAUCCUGGACUACUACAGACACCAGCUGGACCUGUUCAGCAACAUGUGCCUCAACCGGCAGUACCUCGCGCUCAACAGCCUAUCGCCACAACUGCAUAUAGACCUGAUAUUAUUAUGCAUGUCGAACGCGUCGCUGUCGUACGAGGUGCGCGCGUCGUUCUGCCGCCUGAUGCUGCACCUGCACGCCGACCGCGACCCGCAAGAGCCCGUCACGCCCGUCAAGUACGCGCGCCUCUGGACCGACGUGUGCGACCGCAUACACGUGCACGACUACCAAUGCGUGAAAGGAGGUCCGGACGCGAACCGGGAGAAGGUAAAGGAGCAGUUUGCGUCCACCAUCCGCUUCGUGGAGGACUACCUGUGCAACGUGGUCACCAAGACGUGGUACUUUGGCGACCACGACCAGAACAAGCUGACGUUUGAAGUGGUCAAACUCGCUAGAGAGCUUAUAUACUUCGGGUUUUAUAGCUUCAGCGACCUGUUGCGGCUGACAAAGACGUUGCUCAGCAUCCUGGACUGCGUCACGGCGAUGGACCUGCUCAACGAGACCAAUGCGCUGUCUGGAGAAGUGGAAUCCGAAGGCGGUGUUCUUCGGAGUAUAAGCGACAUGGGCGCUGUUAUGACUUCCAUAACACUCGGCUCUGUCGCUAGAAAUCAGGUGGGCCCCGGCAGCAGCGGGUCAGGGGGCGCGGGGCUACAGCGCAGCGCCUCCGCCCUGGUGUUGGCGCGGGAACACCCGCUCGUCAUGGACACGCAAGCUAAGAUCAUCGAGAUAUUGCAGUUCAUCCUGGACGUGCGGCUGGACUACCGCAUCAGCUGCCUGCUGUCGAUAUUCAAGAAGGAGUUCGAGCAGGCGGGCGAGGCGCGAGCGCGCCGACUCGCGCGCGCUGACGUCGAGGCCAUCGGGCUGCAGGCCGAGGGCAUCUUCAGCUGCAGAGCUAUACAAACAGUGCCAGAGAGCUGUCUACCAAAAAAUGUAGAUUUGGACGGGCUGGACCUGGACUCGUGCGGGGGCCGCAUGGUGCUGCGCGUGCUGCUGCAGCUGUGCUCGCAGGGCGCGUCGGCGGCGCUGGUGUCGGGCGCGCUGGCGCUGCUGUUCCGACACUUCAGCCAGCGGCAAGAGGUGCUCGCCGCCUUCAAACAGGUCCAGCUACUGGUAUCAGACGCUGACGUGGAGUCGUACAAGCAGAUCAAGGCUGACCUGGAUCUACUGCGGCAGAGCGUCGAGAAAUCUGAGCUGUGGGUGUUCAACAAGGGCCGCGCGGUCAUAUACUGGACGAACACACUGGUCCAACAGGUAAUGUGGGUCCACUGGGCGGUGCUGGAACGCAACGCGUCGCUCGACAACGUCCUCGACACUUCUAGAACGGCCAAGCACGACCACAACGAGUAUAAGAAGAUUAAAGAGAUCCUGCAGCGCAUGAUAAAGUACUGCACGCAGGGCAACAGCGGCGCCGAGCCGGGCCGCGCGCCGCGCCGCCACGAGCAGCGCCUGCUGCGCAACAUCGGCGUGCACAACAUCGUGCUGGACCUGCUGCAGGUGCCUCACGAUGAAGACGACGCGGCGAUGGACGAGCUGCUAGCCCUGGCUCACGAGUUCCUGCAGAACUUCUGCCACGGCAACCAGCAGAACCAGGCGCUGCUCAAACAUCUCGACCUAUUCCUCAACGCUGGGAUUAGAGAAGCGCAAACCGUGUGCGCAAUAUUCAAAGACAACCCGACGCUGUGCUCCCACGAGGGCAACGAGAAGGUGGUGGGUCAUUUCGUGCACUGCAUCGAGUCGCGCGGCCGCCGCCCCGCCUACCUGCGCUUCCUGCAGACCAUCGUGCAUGCCGACACGCAGUACAUCCGACGCAGCCAGGACCUUGUCAUGCAGGAGAUGGUGAAUGCGGGCGAAGACGUGCUGGUGUUCUACAACGACAAAGUAUCAUUCAACUACUUCAUAGAGAUGAUGAAGCAGUACAAAGCAACCAGCGAGAUGCCGGAGCCGUUGACGUACCACAUCCAGCUGGUGAAGCUGCUGACCUGCUGCACGAUGGGCAAGAACGUGUACACGGAGAUCAAGUGCCACUCGCUGCUGCCACUCGACGACAUUGUCUCCAUGAUCACGCACUCGCACUGCAUACCGGAG